UUACUACAGGACGCGCAUGCGCAGUGUGUGGCUUAAAAAUCGUGGCUGCAUCACAUGUGGAUGUUUUUAGUUUGAACACACGUGUGUUUUUACCUUACCGGCUACGACUACCAGCCUGUAAUCGUGUAGUGUUGUAACACCAAAUAUGGCAAAGACAGAAGCUACAAGACGUAGUAAAAGACAAAGCAAAGUUGUCACCAGUGAAGUUGUAGAAGAAGAGGACAACGUUAAAACUGAAGGACAGACUGAGACUGUGUCUCCAAGUGAACCAAUAGUGGGAACAUCAGAGGAUGCUCCGAAGGAGGACCAAGAUGAACAAGAUUCUCAGAUGGACCCUGUCAUUGAAGUAAAAGGAAGUACGACAACUGUGACUGUAUCAUGGGAUGACAAGAACAAGGAAGGAGAAGUUGGUGAUGCAGAGAAGAGAACUGAUGCAAGUGAUCAGAUGAUGGACGGUGAAGAACCGACUCAGAUCAUCUCCUCAGCUGAUGCAGUCGGCUCCACAGAGGACGCUCCCAGUGAGAGUGCAGAGACAAAGAAGGAGCUAGAGAUGCAAGAAUCUGGAGAAUCUCCGAUGGAGACUGUCGCUGGAAGUACAGCCACAGUAACUGAAACCCUGGAGAAGAACGAUGAAGAGGGAGAGAGCGAUGAUGUUAAAAAGGAAACCAACGGAGGCGAACAAAAGAUUGUUGAAAAGAAACCAGUGAAAGGGAAACGGAAGGCGCCCUCUACUGUUGCGACCCCCCCGACAAAGAAAACUAAGCUCAUCAACGAUGGAUUUUGUCUUUAUGUUGGCAACCUGAACAACUCCAAGACAUUUGAUGAAGUCAAAGAUUCAUUGGCAAAUUACUUCAUGGCACAAAGUCUCCUGGUUCAAAACAUCAGAUUAGACCGGUCCAAAAAACAUGCAUAUGUAGAUGUGGCCUCAGAGAUGGACCUGACCAAAGGCUUGACGUUAAAUGGAGAAAUGAUGCAUGAUAAGCCACUGAAGAUUGCCAAAGCAAAGGUCAAAAGUGAGGUCAAGGUGAAGGUGAAAGAUCCAGUGGAAGACAAAAAAGCCAAAGAUGAAAGAUGUUUGUUUCUGAAGAACGUCCCGUACGAAGCGACAAAAGAAGACAUUCAGAAAAUCUUCCCCGAGGCCGUCGCCGUCAGGUUUCCUGGUGGAACUGAAAGCCCGAAGAAAGGCAUUGCCUUUGUGGAGUUUAAAAAAAAAGCUUUUGCUAAGAAAGAACUGCAGCGAAAACAAGGAGUCGAGAUCCAAGGCCGGAUUUUGAUUGUCGACUUCGUCGGAGAAACUAACAAAGCUAACGACACAAAAGCUUCUUCAAAAAACACCUUAUUUGUGAGCAAUUUGCCUUUUGCUAUGAAAGAAAAAACCCUCAUGAAACACUUUCAGAAAGCCGUUAGUAUCAGCGUACCUAAACACCAAGGCCAAUCAAGAGGGUUUGCGUUUGUUGAGUUUGCAGCUGCGGCAGAUGCUGAAAAGGCCUUGCAGGCAUCCAAAAACAAGAUCAUCUUCAAAAGGGCGGUCAAAGUACAGUUCUGCAAAAUGGGAGCAAAAUCAGUGGUGACAAAAGUUUCAAAAACAUUGAUCGUGAUGGGCCUCGCCGAGAAGACGACGGCAGAGACUCUUAAAAGUGCGUUUGAAGGGGCUGUCAGAGCGAGAGUCACUGUAGAUAGAGAGACAGGAGAUCCAAAAGGGUUUGGUUUUGUGGACUUUGAGAGUGAAGACAAGUGCAAAGCUGUCAAAGAAGCCAUGGAGGACUGUGAGAUAGACGGCAGCAAAGUGACUGUGGCUUUUGCAAAACCAGAGGGCAUAAAAGAUCCAGAAAGCCCCGCCAAGCCACCUGUAGCACCCGGUGGACCGCCUGCCGCUCAGGGGGCUGGCAAAGGAGGGCGUAAAGGCAAAGGUGGAAAACGCAAAAGAAGAGGUAAAGGACGUGGAGCUGGCACACCACAGGAUGCUGUUAAGGAAGUGGAAAAUAAAGGCUGAUUUGCUGGGAGAAGUUAGAAUAUAGAUAUUUUUUCUCUCUUUACAAAAACAACAACCUGAAAGCAUGUACGAGCUCAAGACUUAAGGUUGUGAAAAUGUGUACAGUAUGUUGUUAGUCUUACCUGAUUGUAGGACACAUGACACCUUGUAAUUUCAUUUUUUAUACUUUAAACCUUUAACUUCAUAACUAUUAUGAAAACAUUAAAGAACCCCUGAUUUGUUAACACAUUAUGUAGUUUUAUGUGAAAUUAAGAUUUAAUCCUAAUGUGAAGAUAAAUAUAUUUUAAACCCACA
This is a messenger RNA of Sebastes umbrosus (honeycomb rockfish), 2287 nucleotides long. RefSeq names its product nucleolin-like. Bases 146 to 1993 code for a protein of 615 amino acids. The record is from RefSeq and is a predicted model, not a curated record. Lineage: Eukaryota; Metazoa; Chordata; Actinopteri; Perciformes; Sebastidae. The transcript is spliced from 16 exons. Gene Ontology annotation, molecular function: RNA binding.